Molecule: messenger RNA, 1784 nt
Organism: Vicia villosa (hairy vetch)
Lineage: Eukaryota; Viridiplantae; Streptophyta; Magnoliopsida; Fabales; Fabaceae
Product: elongation factor 1-alpha
Exons: 3
Coding region: 167-1510 (447 amino acids)
Biological process (GO): translational elongation; translation
Molecular function (GO): GTP binding; translation elongation factor activity; GTPase activity
Source: RefSeq, a predicted model, not a curated record
CCAAGGAUACUUUCGGAAUAGAGAAAUAUUGUUCUCACUAUAAAAAAACUCGAACCCUAGUUUUUUCAUUACCACUCUCUACUUGUUCUUAAAUAGCUCAGUCACUCUGCGGCUGAGGAUUCUGAACGAGCAAUCUUCGAUUUCAUUUCUGCUAAGUUAGGACAUUAUGGGAAAAGAAAAGGUUCAUAUCAACAUUGUCGUCAUUGGACAUGUCGACUCUGGGAAAUCAACCACCACUGGUCACUUGAUCUAUAAGCUAGGAGGUAUUGACAAGCGUGUGAUCGAGAGAUUUGAGAAGGAAGCUGCUGAAAUGAACAAACGUUCAUUCAAGUAUGCGUGGGUUCUUGACAAGCUUAAGGCUGAGCGUGAAAGAGGUAUUACCAUUGAUAUUGCUUUGUGGAAAUUUGAGACCACCAAGUACUACUGCACAGUCAUUGAUGCCCCUGGACAUCGUGACUUUAUCAAGAACAUGAUUACUGGAACCUCCCAGGCUGAUUGUGCUGUCCUUAUCAUUGAUUCCACCACUGGUGGUUUUGAGGCUGGUAUCUCUAAGGAUGGACAGACCCGUGAACAUGCUCUUCUUGCUUUCACUCUUGGAGUGAAGCAGAUGAUCUGUUGUUGUAACAAGAUGGAUGCUACCACCCCUAAGUACUCCAAGGGAAGGUAUGAGGAAAUCGUGAAGGAAGUUUCUUCCUACUUGAAGAAGGUUGGUUACAACCCAGACAAAAUUCCUUUUGUCCCAAUCUCUGGUUUUGAGGGUGACAACAUGAUUGAGAGGUCCACCAACCUUGAUUGGUACAAGGGACCAACUCUCCUUGACGCUCUUGACAACAUCAACGAGCCCAAGAGACCCUCAGACAAGCCCCUCAGGCUUCCAUUGCAAGAUGUUUACAAGAUUGGUGGUAUUGGAACUGUGCCAGUGGGACGAGUUGAAACUGGUGUUGUGAAGCCUGGUAUGGUUGUGACUUUUGCUCCUACCGGUUUGACAACUGAGGUUAAGUCCGUUGAGAUGCACCACGAGGCUCUCACUGAGGCUCUACCAGGAGACAAUGUUGGAUUCAAUGUUAAGAAUGUUGCUGUCAAGGAUCUCAAGCGUGGUUUCGUUGCAUCCAACUCCAAGGAUGACCCUGCCAAGGAAGCUGCCAACUUCACAUCCCAAGUCAUCAUCAUGAACCAUCCAGGACAGAUUGGAAACGGUUAUGCCCCAGUGCUCGAUUGCCACACCUCUCACAUUGCCGUGAAGUUUGCUGAACUUAUCACCAAGAUUGACAGGCGAUCUGGUAAGGAGAUUGAGAAGGAGCCCAAGUUUUUGAAGAAUGGUGAUGCAGGUAUGGUUAAGAUGAUUCCAACCAAGCCCAUGGUGGUGGAGACUUUUGCUGAGUAUCCUCCUCUUGGUCGUUUUGCCGUGAGGGACAUGAGACAAACUGUUGCUGUCGGAGUCAUCAAGAGUGUGGAGAAGAAGGACCCAACUGGAGCCAAGGUCACCAAAGCUGCAGCCAAGAAGAAGUGAUUUGACUCCAUGGUUACUACUGCCUAUGUUGUUGUUUCUUUAUAGUAGUUUAUCAUAUUUUCAGAGUCUUAGUUCUUUGCUUUUCCGGUUUUGUUUUUCCAGUAUUAACUUACAGAACUGGGUACUUGAUCGGCGGUGGUACUGUUUUUCGUGUUAAUUAUUUUAGUCUUGAGAACUUCACUUUUUAAGCAGCUAAAAGGUUUUUUACCUUCAAUUUGCUGCUGAGGGGAUGUUAAAGUUUCAUUAAAUUUAUGAAAGAGUUUUGUUAUGUCUA